ACACAAUGCACUUCUUCUGUCAAGGUAAUGAGUUUUCUGAACGUUUUUCGCUCUCACAAAGCAGCUGUUUAACCGCGGCGGGAAUGCUUAUAAAACUGACGGAACACUAAUUAUCUUCCGGGGGGAGAAGUGUCGGCGGUUUUAUGGACGAAGUUUGUCCCUCUUGUUAUCUGCACGAGCCGGACUCGGGGAAUGACAUUUGUUGCCACGAGCAGGAUGGAGUGGCUGUUCCAGCGAUGCCAUAAAGAGGCCGUCUUCCUCUCUGUCUUUCGGUCGGUGCUGCUCAUAUCAUGUUUGCUCUUGGUCUUGUCCGUGUCCAUGUAUCCUGGGUUGUGGUCCAUCGGGGUCCAGCUUCAUUCAGCUGUCACAGGGAGCUAUGUUCCAGGCCACCACUCUGUCCUCCUCAUCAACAGCCCCAAUGAACAGGCAGCCAAGGAUAUUGGCAGGGCGAUCAUGGAGAGGCGGCUGGCAGCCAGUGUUAACAUCCUCUCCAGGACCUCCACAAUGUACUUUUGGAAAGGCGAAAUCCAGGACGCAAGCGAAGUUCUUAUGCUGGUGAAAACAAAGACCUCCAGGAUCCAGCAAGUCAUAGAUUAUGUGAGGUCUGUCCACCCCUAUGCAAACCCCGAAGUCCUCAGCUUUGCGGUGGAGGACGGCAGCGUGGCUUACAUGAAGUGGAUGGAUGAAGCUAUUCCAGACGACUGAUACAUCAUUAAAAUUAAAGUCAGCCUUUGCAUGGACUGCAGCCGAACAAGGAAACUGAGCCAUGCAGACAGGCUGUUGUUUGAAGGCUUGGAUUGAAAGGUUCAGAGAGCACUCUGUUGAACAAAAGGUUCAGUACAUGACAUUUAAAUCAUUUUGUUGCUCUGAACUUUGCAAUGUAAAUUCCAAUAUGUAUUGUGGAUAUUUGAUUUCAAUCCUUCAGGGAGCUUUGGACCACAGUCGUAGAAAAUACUUGCCUCCGAUUGACUGGCAGGUGUCAGUUAGCAGUGCGUAACAGGACACCUCAGACUCAGGUGACCGGUAAGUUUUAAGUCAAUACACAAAGAAAAGUAUAUUAAGCUGUAGGUGACCAUGAUGUUCCCAGUUAAUUCUGACUGGUGAAAUUGAUCUACAGUAAUAUGGCUUAAACUGACCUCAAACAAACCUUUAAAUGGGUGACAGUUUGAACAGCCUGUUCAAACCAGAGUGUGAGUGAGAUAAUACACUCCAAGGUGUCCAUACUAGGGAAAAUAAUGGACUUAGCAAAGGAAUCAUAACUCUAUUUGCCUAAAUCGCAUGAUGAAUUAUUUCUUCAUCACAUUUUACACUCUCCUCUAAUAGCUUUAAUCUUUAAGUAUUUGCAUUUGAUGGUACAUGCUCUCUAGUUCUGCUUUUUUCAUAUGUUUUCAUUGAAGAUGACAUCACUCUUGA
Messenger RNA from Plectropomus leopardus (leopard coralgrouper), 1413 nucleotides. The record is from RefSeq and is a predicted model, not a curated record. Lineage: Eukaryota; Metazoa; Chordata; Actinopteri; Perciformes; Serranidae.